CUUUAAUUUAAAAGCAAGUGUUCUUUCGCUCUUUCGCAUUUCAUAAUAUAUGUAUUUUUUUUAUAUAAUUCACCAGCCAUUCAAGCUGUUUUAUUAAAUUAUUUAUUCAUGAAUGAGGAAUGCUUCGAGUUGCAGCAAUGCGAAAUGGAAGCAUUGACAGCCAUAUACGGCGACGGCGACAAUAACCAGUUUGCGUUCACUGUAGACAGCGGCACAGACCAGAUCAGCGGCACAGUCGGCAUAGAGGUGGACACAGACAGUGUGGCCAGAUUGCUUAAAGACACUGAAGGCCAGGACAUAAAGUACCUUCCGCCAAUUCAGCUACAAUUCACGCUGCCGCCAGCAUACCCUUUAGACGAAGCACCCGUAAUCACACUGUUUUGCUGCUGGCUGGACGACCAAGGCCUGGGGGCGAUUAAGGAGCGGCUGUCGAUGAUGUGGGAGCUUGAGCGCGGCAUGGGCGUGAUACACAGUUACAUUGACUUGCUCACAUACGACCUAUCGCCCAGCGAGACCAUUUGUGUGGACCUCCAUAGUGACAGGGAGACCGUACUGGCUCAUAACCAGACUGGCAAGCGCAGAAAGUUUGAAAAGGGAAUUUACGCGUGCGCCAUUUGCAUGGAGGAUGACCAACCGGGAAAGCAUUGCAUGGAACUCAGCUGCGGACAUGUUUUUUGCCGACACUGUCUGGCUGAAUACCUGGGGAUGAUCAUAGCCGAGGGCUCUCUGAUUUUACUCAAAUGCCCCGAUCCAGAGUGCCGCAAAUCACCGGCACAGCCUUCCAUUAGCGACCAGGAAAUGGCGGAUCUCCUGGAUGUGUCUCAGAUUGCGCGCUACACGCGGCUAAGCGAGCAGCGGAGGGUCGACCAGGACACCACGCGUUUUGCCUGGUGUCCCCGUUCAGGCUGUGGCCUCAGCGUCGAAUGCGAUGCUCGGUAUCCGCAUCUGAGCCAAUGUGCUUGCGGCUACACAUUCUGCAACCUGUGUUUGCGCGCCUGGCACGGCACCAAUUACUGCGAAAUUAAGAGCUCCGAGCGUAUACUCCGCCAAUACAUCCGGGUGGUUCGCGAAACCGUUGAUUCCCAGGCAAGAGCCCGAUUGGAGAGGCAGUAUGGCCAGGGUGUGCUUCAGAAAAUGCUGCGUGAUCAUGACCAGGAUAACGCCAGCGUGGAUUUCAUUAGGGAGUCGUCACAGCAGUGCCCCAAGUGUAAGCUGUUUAUUCAGAAGGCCUUUGGGUGUAACCAUAUGCAGUGUACGAGGUGUGCUGCGCACUUUUGUUAUUUGUGUGGAGUGCUGCUUCAUCAUGAUAAUCCAAUGAAGCACUUUAAUAAUACAAGGUCAGCUUGCAAUCGGCGGCUGUUUGAAGGGCUAGAGACCGGUGACCAAGACCAAGAAGGGGGGGAUGACGAGGAGGCUAAUUUGCUUAUUAGGCUGGCGUUUGGUGGCAACUCGAGUGAUGAAGACGAAUGACAACGACAAGGGAAUAAAGGAAUUCUAAUGAUAAAUGGCAUAUUCAAACAUUUCAAUUCAUAUGCUGGAUUUUUUUUAGUUUUUCUUUCACCCCCCCCCCCAAAAAAAAUUAAGAGUCAUUUAGAGCCAGUUUUAGUUUUAAAUUUAGUGCCCAUUUCAUUUUUUUUAAAAAAAAAACCAGAUCAGCAGUUGCUGC
Kickxella alabastrina is the source of this 1666-nucleotide messenger RNA. Its product is annotated as RWD domain-containing protein. Gene Ontology annotation, molecular function: zinc ion binding; ubiquitin conjugating enzyme binding; ubiquitin protein ligase activity. The transcript has a single exon. Lineage: Eukaryota; Fungi; Kickxellomycota; Kickxellomycetes; Kickxellales; Kickxellaceae. Gene Ontology annotation, biological process: positive regulation of proteasomal ubiquitin-dependent protein catabolic process; ubiquitin-dependent protein catabolic process; protein polyubiquitination. Bases 109 to 1470 code for a protein of 453 amino acids. Gene Ontology annotation, cellular component: cytoplasm; ubiquitin ligase complex. The record is from RefSeq and is a predicted model, not a curated record.